ACACAGCAGCACAAAGCAAGCUGGAAGAUCGAUGAGCAGAGAUAAACAUCGCCUAAAUAAGAUUCAUUUCUGGUAGAAAAGAUGUUAUUUGUUCUCUGCUGUCUGCUGCUCUUUGGCUCCGCCUGUGUCAUUUCCACCUACGGACCCCAGCAACGAGCGCAGAUGACGGGUGAUAUCUUGUUAGGAGGACUCUUCCCCAUUCACUUUGGUGUUGCAUCCAAAGACCAAGACCUGGCAGCACGGCCCGAGUCUACACAAUGUGUCAGGUUUAAUUUCCGUGGGUUUCGCUGGCUCCAGGCCAUGAUUUUUGCAAUCGAUGAGAUCAACAACAGCAGCAAUCUCCUACCCAACAUCACCUUGGGAUACAGGAUCUUUGACACGUGCAACACGGUGUCAAAAGCGCUGGAAGCUACUCUCAGUUUUGUGGCACAAAAUAAGAUUGAUUCCCUGAAUUUGGAUGAAUUUUGCAACUGCACGGACCACAUCCCAGCCACCAUCGCUGUCGUAGGAGCUGCCGGGUCCGCAGUUUCCACAGCAGUGGCCAACCUACUGGGCCUUUUUUAUAUUCCUCAGAUCAGCUACGCCUCAUCAAGUCGACUACUGAGUAACAAGAACCAGUACAAGUCCUUCAUGAGAACCAUUCCCUCAGAUGUUUACCAGGCCACAGCAAUGGCCGAUGUGAUCGAGUAUUUCCAGUGGAACUGGGUCAUCGCCGUGGCCUCUGAUGAUGACUACGGUCGGCCCGGUAUAGAGAAGUUUGAGAAAGAGAUGGAGGAGAGGGACAUCUGUAUUCACCUCAAUGAACUCAUCUCUCAGUACAUGGAGGACCAUGAAAUUCAAGCGUUGGCUGACAGGAUUGAGAACUCCAGCGCCAAAGUCAUUGUGGUGUUUGCCAGUGGUCCAGAUAUGGAGCCUUUAAUCAAGGAGAUGGUCAGAAGAAACAUCACAGAUCGUACUUGGAUCGCCAGUGAAGCUUGGGUGAGCUCAUCUCUCAUUGCUAAACCCGAGUAUCUCGAUGUUGUGGCGGGGACUGUUGGUUUUGCUUUAAAGGCAGGACACAUCCCUGGAUUUAAAGAGUUCCUCCAACAUGUCCACCCAAAGAAAGACAAUCAAAAUGAAUUCAUCAGGGAGUUUUGGGAGGAAACAUUCAACUGUUACCUGGAAGACAGCCCUCGACUCCAUGAAAGUGACAAUGGCAGUACAAGUUUUAGGCCUUUGUGUACCGGUGAGGAGGACAUCACUAGUGUCGAGACUCCAUACCUGGAUUACACCCAUCUUCGUAUCUCCUACAAUGUCUAUGGUGCGGUUUACUCCAUCGCACAGGCCCUGCAAGACAUCCUCACCUGUACACCUGGACAUGGUCUUUUUGCAAACAAGUCCUGUGCAGAUCUUAAGAAAAUUGAAGCAUGGCAGGUACUAAAGCAGCUGAGACAUCUAAACUACACCAAGAGUAUGGGUGGAAAGAGGCAUUUCGAUGAGAGUUCAGCAAACUACACCAUUAUAAACUGGCACAGGUCUGCAGAGGAUGGGUCUGUGCUGUUUGAGGAGGUGGGAUACUACAAUAUGCACUCAAAGAGGGGAGCCAAGCUGCUCAUUGACAAGACAAAGAUUCUGUGGAAUGGACACAGUUCUGAGCAAAUAACUGCAGUAUUGAGCUUAGCCUCAGUGCCCUUCUCCAACUGCAGUGAGGACUGUGAACCUGGCACCAGAAAGGGCAUCAUAGACAGUAUGCCCAUGUGCUGCUUUGAGUGCACCGAGUGCUCGGAUGGAGAGUACAGUAACCACAAAGAUGCCAGUAUUUGCACUAAGUGUCCCAAUAACUCCUGGUCCAGUGGUAAUCACACCUUCUGCUUCUUAAAGGAAAUUGAGUUCCUCUCCUGGACUGAACCAUUCGGAAUAGCUUUGACCAUAUGUGCAGUACUGGGCGUCAUAUUGACAGUUUUUGUAAUGGGGGUGUUUGUUAAAUUCCGCAACACACCCAUAGUGAAGGCCACAAACCGAGAACUGUCUUACUUGCUGCUCUUCUCGCUCAUUUGUUGCUUCUCCAGCUCGCUCAUCUUCAUCGGAGAGCCACACGAUUGGAUGUGCCGUUUGCGUCAGCCAGCUUUUGGCAUCAGUUUUGUACUUUGCAUUUCUUGUGUCCUUGUCAAAACCAACAGAGUGCUUUUGGUGUUUGAGGCCAAGAUCCCGACAAGUUUCCAGCGUAAAUGGUGGGGGUUGAACCUGCAGUUCCUCCUGGUGUUUCUCUUCACCUUUGUCCAGGUCAUGAUAUGUGUGGUGUGGCUUUACAAUGCCCCCCCUUCCAGUUAUAUGAACCAUGACAUCGAUGAGAUCAUUUUCAUCACCUGCAACGAGGGCUCUGAGAUGGCUCUUGCCUUUCUCAUUGGCUACACCUGCGUCCUGGCGGCUAUCUGCUUCUUCUUUGCAUUUAAAUCCCGCAAACUUCCAGAAAACUUCACAGAAGCCAAGUUCAUCACUUUUAGCAUGCUUAUAUUCUUCAUCGUUUGGAUCUCCUUUAUCCCCGCCUACUUCAGCACUUACGGCAAGUUUGUUUCAGCAGUGGAAGUCAUCGCCAUUCUGGCAUCCAGCUUUGGCGUGCUGGCCUGUAUCUUUUUCAACAAGGUAUACAUCAUCAUCCUCAAGCCCUCCAGGAACACCAUCGAGGAAGUCAGGUGCAGCACGGCGGCCCACGCCUUCAAGGUGGCCGCCAAAGCCACGCUCAAACAUGGCACGGUGUCCACGAAAAAGUCCGGCAGCAUCGGGGGAUCAUCCGCCUCUUCCCCGUCGUCCUCCAUCAGCCUCAAGACAAAUGGUGAUGGCGGCGAGACGCCUUCUGGGAGGCACAAGCCGAGGGUGAGCUUUGGCAGCGGGACAGUCAUGUUGUCUUUGAGCUUUGAGGAAUCCAGGAGGAGUUCUUUGAUUUGAUAGUCUAACUUUGACAUAUUUUACCUUGGACUUUAAGUAAUGUCAUCAUCUCUAAUGUGCUUGUUUGAACUAAUGUAAUAUUUGACACUAUAUUCAUACAUUUUGUAUUCACAUUUGUUUAUGUUUAUGAUUACACAGGGAUGUCUAAAAUCUGUCUCGGGAACACUUAUGGACACUUUAUUUUUUUAAUUGGCCUGCUACAUACUGUACACAUUAAAUUAAAUGCAUCAUAACGUUAUGAUGGAGGAUUUGGUCCACUCUGUAAUAUUAUAAGAAAAAAAUGACAAGAUAUCAAACUGACACUAAUAACUAUUUUCUAGUUUAAUAGUUUAACUGUUUUAAUAAAGAAAAUGUGAAGAAAAUAUCAGUAGUUAGCUGAGGUCUAGCUGUAAUUUGUUGUCACAGUAAAGGGAA
Molecule: messenger RNA, 3339 nt
Organism: Doryrhamphus excisus (bluestripe pipefish)
Lineage: Eukaryota; Metazoa; Chordata; Actinopteri; Syngnathiformes; Syngnathidae
Source: RefSeq, a predicted model, not a curated record